AUGGCCGCCGUCCGCUUCGACUACUACAAAGACUCGCUCGGGGCCUGCGAAUCACAUCUCCACGCAGUUUUUGGCCCAAGAUUGCGCCCCCGUCGCCUGCGCGCGCUGGCCCAGGGUAGGGAUCUGAUGCGUGUGCCACAUGUCCCCGCAGCCCUUUCCUGCUUAUAG
This is a messenger RNA of Exserohilum turcica Et28A, 168 nucleotides long. RefSeq lists its product as uncharacterized. Lineage: Eukaryota; Fungi; Ascomycota; Dothideomycetes; Pleosporales; Pleosporaceae. The transcript has a single exon. The coding region runs from base 1 to 168 and encodes 55 amino acids. The record is from RefSeq and is a predicted model, not a curated record.